Thamnophis elegans (Western terrestrial garter snake) is the source of this 3607-nucleotide messenger RNA. RefSeq names its product zinc finger protein 271-like. The record is from RefSeq and is a predicted model, not a curated record. The coding region runs from base 1213 to 3558 and encodes 781 amino acids. The transcript has 2 exons. NCBI's taxonomy places the organism in Eukaryota, Metazoa, Chordata, Lepidosauria, Squamata, Natricidae. Gene Ontology annotation, biological process: regulation of transcription by RNA polymerase II. Gene Ontology annotation, molecular function: RNA polymerase II cis-regulatory region sequence-specific DNA binding; DNA-binding transcription factor activity, RNA polymerase II-specific.
UCUCUUCCUUAGGUCCUCUUUAACUGGAGACGGUCUCCUUUUGUGCAAGAAUUCUGAAUUCUCAUAUCCAGGAAGAAAAUGUAUCCAUGUAGUUGCUAUUUAAAAACACACCUGAGUGAGUCACAUAUGGAGAGUUUCUUUAUUUAUUUGGAUCCCGAUUUUAUUAUUUCUGCAAAUGAGAGAAGAUGUGAAAGAAAAGGAAGGAGCCAAUUUGGAGCUCAAGGUUGGACGGAGGGGUCUUUGGAGUUGUCUGAGCCCCCCCCCCCUCCAGCCACGGAGACCCCUCCCUCCUCUCUUCCCCCAACAACAACCCUGUGAGGUGGGCUGGUCCGAAAGAGCGGCUGCCCCACACUUGAACUCAGGCUCCCUUGCUUUCUCCCCUUUGGCUCCACUUUAUAGGCGGCUAUAAGGCCUACGCGCCAGAAGAGCCCCUGAGCUCCCGCGGCCUCAAUAGGGGGGAAAGAGGGGGGGGAGAAGGACCCCAAAGAUCAAAGGGAACCCUGUGCCCACGCCUCCACUGGGAACCAUAGCAACCAUCAACACCGGAGGUGCUAUCUGGCCGGUUGAAGGAAGGCGGACGCCGAUUGGUCGCUGUGGGGAGGGCGGCGAUUGGCAGGAGGACAGCUUGGGACCGGUCUCUGCAAAGGAACAGGCGAAACUUCUGGAGAAGAUAAGGCGUGAAGCCUCCACUUCCGGAAACAAAACGGGCAACUAGGGAGCUUCUUGAAUCGGCGACAGAGGAGGCCGGAUGACGCAGGUUAUGCUGGGAGUCGCAGUCCGGGAGGGUCAUUUUCGGAAGGGAGGCUGCGGGAAAGGGGACGCAGCCGUCACCCGCCUCUCUCUAUGCCUCUCUCUCCCCUGCAGGAGGACGGAAGAAUCCGGAGGGGGAAGGAAGGAAGAGCCCCCUUCCCCCCCCCCCCCAGAGCAGUCCCUUCGCGGCGUCCCGGGGAGACGGCGGGGAAAGGCCGGGAGGCUCCGGGGCUGCAGAAGGGAUGAGCGUAAAAGGUUCCCCGAUGCAAAUUACACGAUCUGGUAGGAAAAGCGUUUUCUUCCCGACUUCCGCAAUCGGACCAAGAGAGGUGCAGGGGGCGGUGGAAGAGAGGAAGAGGCGGAGCUUGGACGAAAACGGACGGAGGCCGGACUGGCCCUCAUUUUCGGAUACGGAGAAGUAACGGGGGAAAAAAAACCGAUUACAGGUGCGCAUGCGGACUGAUGCAGGUAGGGCGCAAGGGACGCCGGGAGUUGCAGUCCGGGAGGUUCCUCCGGAGAAGGACCUGUGAGGGAGGAGAGGGCGGGCGCCCGAGGCUUGGUCUGACGGCUGAGGGGGACUUGGGGAGGGAGGCCCGUGGGAGACGGUGGCUUCGGCCUGGGCUUCUUCUGCGGGGAAGGGGACGCAGCCGUGACGGCCUCUCUCUCCUCCCUGCAGGAGGACGGAGGAGCCCGGCGGGGGAAGGAAAGAAGCGCCGCCCGAGAGCAGGUGAUCCCUGUGCGGUUUCCCUGGCAGAGGGCGGGGAAAGGCCGGGAGACUCCGGGGCUGCAGGAGGGAUGCGCUCAGGGAAAUCCCGGGAAAGGACGCUGCCUGGAGGGCGGUGCGGAGACCAGGAAACGGGCGGAGACUCCGAGACGGUCCUGAAGGGCGGAGGGUCCUUCGGAAGAUCCCGAAAUCCCCAAAGGAUCCAGGAGGAAGAAGAGAAAUAUCAGUGCCCGGAAUGUGAAAAGUCCUUCAAGAGAAACGACCAUCUUGAAAACCAUCUAAAAAUCCACUCAUUUGGAAACCCACAUAAAUGCUUUGAGUGUGGAAAGAGCUUCAAUUAUAGAGCAGAACUUAGGCAACAUGCAAUAAUCCACACGGGAGAAAAACCUCAUAAAUGUCUGGAAUGUGGAAAGAGCUUCAGUCAGAGUAGCAGCCUUUAUACACAUCAAAGGAUACACACAGGAGAAAAACCUCAUAAAUGCCUGGAGUGUGGAAAGAGCUUCAGUCAUAGCAGCAGCCUUUAUACACAUCAAAGGAUACACACAGGAGAAAAAUCUCAUAAAUGCCUGGAGUGUGGAAAGAGCUUCAGUCAGAGGGGCAACCUUUAUACACAUCAAAGGAGCCACACAGGAGAGAAACCUCAUAAAUGCCAGGAGUGUGGAAAGAGCUUCAGUGAGCAGAGCAGCCUUUCUAAACAUCAAAGGAUCCACACAGGAGAAAAACCACAUAAAUGCCUGGAGUGUGGAAAGAGCUUCAGUGAGCGGAGCAGCCUUUAUAAACAUCAAAGGAUCCACACAGGAGAAAAACCUCAUAAAUGCCUGGAGUGUGGAAAGAGCUUCAGUCAGAGGAGCAAUCUUUAUACACAUCAAAGGAGCCACAGAGGAGAGAAACCUCAUAAAUGCCUGGAGUGUGGAAAGAGCUUCAGUCGACGGAGCAACCUUUAUACACACCUAAGGAUCCACACAGGAGAAAAACCUCAUAAAAUGCCUGGAUGCCCAGAAUGUGAAAAAUCCUUUAAGAGAAAACAGCAUCUUCGAACGCACCUAAGAAUCCAUACAGGUGAGAAACCUCAUAAAUGCCUGGAUUGUGGAAAGAGCUUCAGUCAGAGGGGCACGCUUUAUACACAUCAAAGGAUCCAUUCAGGAGAAAAACCUCAUAAAUGCCUGGAGUGUGGAAAGAGCUUCAGUCGGAGGAGCAGCCUUUAUAUACAUCAAAGGAUCCACUCAGGAGAGAAAUGUCAUAAAUGCCUGGAGUGUGGAAAAAGCUUCAGUCAGAGGGGCACCCUUUAUACACAUCAAAGGAUCCAUUCAGGAGAAAAACCUCAUAAAUGCCUGGAGUGUGGAAAGAGCUUCAGUCGGAGGAGCAGCCUUUAUAUACAUCAAAGGAUCCACACAGGAGAAAAACCUCAUAAAUGCCUGGAGUGUGGAAAGAACUUCAGUCAGAGGAGCAGCCUUUAUAUACAUCAAAGGAUCCACACAGGAGAAAAACCUCAUAAAUGCCUGGAAUGUGAAAAGAGCUUCAGUCACAGGAGCAGCCUUUAUAUACAUCAAAGGAUCCAUAUAGCAGAGAAACCUCAUAAAUGCAUGGAGUGUGGAAAGAGCUUCAGUUGGAGGAGCAGCCUUUAUACACAUCAAAGUAUCCACACAGGAGAGAAACCUCAUAAAUGCAUGGAGUGUGGAAAGAGCUUCAAUCAGAGGAGCAGCCUUUAUAUACACCAAAGGAUCCACACAGGAGAGAAACCUCAUAAAUGCAUGGAGUGUGGAAAGAGCUUCAGUUUGAGAAGCAGCCUUUAUAAACAUAAAAAUUUCCACACAGGAGAAAAACCUCAUAAAUGCCUGGAGUGUGGAAAGAGCUUCAGUCAGAGGAGCAGCCUUUAUAUACAUCAAAGGAUCCACACAGGAGAAAAACCUCAUAAAUGCAUGGAGUGUGGAAAGUGUUUCAGUACUAGAGGAAAUCUGUAUAGACAUCAAAUGAUUCACACAGGAGAAAAACCACAUAAAUGUCUGGAGUGUGGAAAGAGCUUCAGUCGGAGAGCACACCUUGACGGACAUCAAAGAGUCCACACAGGAGAAAAACCAUGUUAGGAAUAUAAUUAAUGGUUGGGUUGGCAAUAUAUAAAUCAUGUAACAUUGU